AGCUAUGUCUCAUGUUCAUCAUCAGUUGCAAAAACAUAGUGCUGCCAUUGCUGCUGCAGCCGCUCCGUCACUGGUGAACGGGUCCUUGCCAAAUGGACUAUUUGCAGCCGCCCAGGGACAUAGACUCGCCUCCUCUUCCGUGGUUCCCCUACUCGGAGCUCAUUCUACGGCCCUUCUGAAUGGUUCCAUGACUAUGGCCAGUGCAUCACCGGAUUUAUAUUCAGAGAGUCUGAAGAGGAGAAAAGUUCAUAGAUGCGAUUUCGAAGGCUGUGAGAAAGUCUACACGAAAAGCUCCCACCUGAAAGCUCACAAACGAACGCAUACAGGUGAGAAACCUUAUACGUGCACGUGGGAAGGUUGCACCUGGAAAUUCGCUCGAUCUGAUGAACUCACUAGACAUUAUAGAAAGCACACAGGGCAAAAGCCAUUCAAGUGCCAGUUAUGCCAGCGAUCUUUUUCACGAUCUGACCACCUUUCUUUGCACAUGAAAAGACAUUAGAACUUAAAAAAAAAUCUCAGAGAAUAUGGAGCGUAUACUUAUCUAGUUUUUGUACAGAUUUGGGUGAAGGAUGCCGCAAGUAUUAAACACCCAUCGAUCAAAUUCAGUUUGAUAUUUGAGCAUCCUGUAUAAGUAUUCAUCCACACACUACAAAAAAAAUCCCGAUUUCUUUGAGCUGAAGAAACUAAAACACUUUUCCGAAGCAAAGUUUUAUAUGUAUUAGAGAUUAUGGUGCUGAACUAUGUCUUACUGCUUUCGGUCUGAGAGAAAUGACUCCAGUUUUCUGAUCUUUGUUUUAAGAUUGAUCUUGACUUUUAUGUGUAUAUAUAACCAGUGAUAUAUUUUCCUGAUACUUUUUUUUUGGAAGGAACUUACUUAAAAAUAUGUUUACUAAGAAAACUGCCAGUAGAACUCUUACAAACUCUUCAAGGCUUUGAAGAUUAAAAUAGAAGAAAAAAAAAGUUUAUCAAAAUAAUUUCAUCGUAAAAGCGGACAUUUGAAGAAAAGAUCUUAGGCCACUAACCAACAUAUAUACUGUGAUGAAAUAAUGUUGAUGGACGUGAUCUCCUAAUAACCUUCGAGAUAAUUCUAUCCAUGAAACUUACACUUAGUUAUCUAAGCAAUUUAUUCUCCAAAUAUAUAUAGACCAAGUUUACUAGUGCAAAGUAUUUAAAACUGGUUAUAUUACUCGUUGCUGACGUUUUUAACUUUAAAAUGCUGCAGAAACUGUGGUCUUUCGGUAGUAUUUUUAGUUGCCGUACGAGACUUAAAUCUUUAUAUAUGAGGAAGAAUGAUUAAACUGCAUCCAGGUUUGGAUUCUUCAGUAAUAUUACAAGUAAAGAUUAAGAUUAUUGUUAUGUGUAUUCACAAAUCUUUUAAAGUUCCUCACUAAACUAUGUGCCUUUAUUCCACUCUGGUAUAGAUUCUUCAGUUGUUCGUUUUUCAUCAUUCAAUGUGAUAAAUUUAAACCAUCUGGGAAAAAAUUAUUGAAUUAUUAUUAUUCUUGUAGCAUAUUACUGUUUAAUUACUGUGAAAAAUUUAUUUUAAAAAUGCUUUGAUUAAUUUAAUAGUUUGCUUGUUAGCUUUGUCACUAUGUGUUAUGUUUUUACACAUUUUGUUUAAAUUUCAUGCGAAAACAUUAUGAUAACUCAGACAGAGGUUUGGAAAUUCGGCUUAGAAAAUCUUGUCUGUUGUGCCAAAAUAAGCUGGAUCCAGGCGCUGGCUGCCAACGCUGAUAUUUCUUGUUUAAUUUAUAGAGUUUAUUUGAUAUUGGAGAGAAUUGCAAACAUUCCAGAAUUUUCUAUGAUGAUGUAGUAUAAAAUGUAGAUUUUACAGAAGUAUGUGUACAGUAAGUUAUGCACUUUUAAGUAUUAUUGAAAGAAUAUCUGUAUAAAGAUAUUUAUAUAUAGGUUAUACACAAAAAGAAAGAAAACUUAUUUUUAUGAACAUUCUCUUGGAAAACAUCAUUUUGAUGGUCUCAACUACAGUACUGCCAGAGGCGACUGACACUGAUCCAUCUGAACUGUCGGUGAAACUAAUUUUUAUCCAGACAGAGAAUAAAACGCUAAGUAGUUUUCUACGGUAGGAAGUAACCGUCCAGGUGAAAUAUAUAUACUUCGAUGCUGUUUACAUUUACCAUUAGUAUAUCUUAAAUUGCCGCAUUUGUAUGGUUAAAGUGAAAGCUUGUUAUGCGUUCAAUUUAAAAGUUUCGUGGUUGUUAUGCUGUGGUACCCCGACGCAUUGAAAGUUACUUUUAUUUGCUCUUCUUUAUAAUAAACUCAUUUACAGUACUUAGAGUUGCCUUUCACUAUUUCUUUCUUUCUCUCUGUCUAAACAACAGAAAGAAAAUCCUGUAAAUGUGAAACAGUUUCAUAUUAUUUUCAUUCGUAACAUUUAAAUUCCAAGUGCUUACUUCUUUUCCGUUCAAUUAGAUUCUAUAAUAAACUUAAAUAAAGUUAUCCAAAUUCUACACUUAAGUAUUUCUUAAGCUAAAGAAGGUCUGUCAUAAAUAAGCAGUAUCCUCCCUCCCUAUGAGUGGAUAAAAAAACUUCGAGAGAACUAUCCCUCCACGACCCACAUUUUUUUUAUACAAACUGGAGUGAAAAAUUAUGAUGUCACAUCUGAUGCUAGGAAAAUAACCUUUACUUUAAACGUGAAAGUAAAUCAAACUUUACAAAUUUUGAAAUGUUCCGUCUAUCCAAAAUUCACAUUAGGUGUUCAAAAUGAUCACUUCGCAUAUUUACGCAUCUUCGUACUCACUGUAGAAUAGCAGGUCCAAAAAGGAACCCCAAAAUUCAGCAGCCCGGCUGUAGAAUAGCUGACUAAAUAUGAUCCAAAAAGCAAGUCCAAAAUCCAGAAGCAGAUGAACACUGAUAAUACGCAUAUGAUAAAUGCUCAUACCCUAAACUCUAGUAUACAACAGCUAUCACGAAUAAGUUUCGUAAACGUAUUAUUAUUGAUAAAGUAGUAGUUUAUUUUGUUAAUCAGUUCUCAUACUUAUAAUAUUUUAAAUAAAUUUAUUCUCCUUGAACCAGUUAUAGUGUUAUAACGUUUCAAAUAAGAUUUUCUCUAAAAUUAUAAGUCGUAGAGUUACAUUUCUUUGGUUACACUUUAUCCACUCAAAGCGAAGAAUAGCACUAAUCGUUUUUUUUUUUUUGGGGGGGGGGGAUAUUCUUUGUAUAAAUUCUACUACGUUCUAACUCUCUUUCUAUUCCAUUUUUGCAUAAUGUGCGAAGAAAGUAACUUGUAAACGUUAUCAGAUUUCAAAUGUGUAAGUUAAAAAUAUAUCUACUAAUUUUAAAACAAUAGUUUAAUUUUAUUAAUUAAAAAAACUGAGAGCAGAUAAAAACGAUUUUGAAACUUGAUUAAAUGAUUGAUAAAAAAGUAAAGUCCCGUGACCACAGCACGGUAGCCCAGCAAUUUAAGCGGCUUCAUUAUGUUCAUUCUUUUCUGUGAUGGAAUUUUUUUAAUGGAAAUAACUGAAACAUUCCUAAAGAACCACUUUUUAUAAACUUAAGAAUAUGAAUCUGACUUUAAAAGAUUAAACAUUUAUCACAAUUAUUUCCAUUGUGAAAGAGAAUUUUAGAACGUUUCGUACUUAUACAUUUCGUUUCGAUCAAAUCAUUAAAGUCAUCUUAUGUUCCGCACUGUAUAUUAAAUAUUUGUGUUUGUCAUAUACAAAAAGGCAUAAAAUUUAUGUUAAUGACUUACAUAAUUUCUUUCCUGGUAGUAAAAAAUGUGGAUAAUUUUAUUUCACUUAAAAUUUGGCAAUAUUCAUAUUUGUGGAAAACCAACAUUACUUUGAUGUUGCUUAGUGUCUGACUUGUAUUGUUAUCUGUGACAUUUGUUUUCACACAUAUGUUUUUAUAUGGGCAUUAUUUUUACUCUCAUUAAAAGUUCCUUCUAUAUGCGGUUAAGGCUAAGUAUAUUUUCUAAAGAUAGAGAAAGUAUUUUUGGAGAAAGAAGAUACUAAUCCUUGAUUAAAAUUAGUUAAAAUUAGUUUAAUCAAGGUUUUACUGACUGUUUUUGAAACUGAUUUCAUACUGUUGUAACUCAUAAGAGCUUAAGUUUGCCUGAAAACAUAAGACACGUAAGAUCUUAAAUUUCUCCUCAUUCUUGAGUUGCAGAAUUAGAGAAAUAAUUUAACAUUUAGAGACUUUAUAUAAAUUAGUAGUAUUUCCUGGGAUUAAUUUGAUCCGAUUUGGUUCAUUUGACACAUUUUUGUCUAAAAGCUAGUCUCAAAUUUAAUUUACUAUGGUUUUAGUAUGAAUCUGAGAAAAGUUUAUUCUUUCAAUUUUCAUAUGAAUCUAAAAGUUCAAAGUGAACUUACUGCGCUCACGAAAAUCCCAUUUUUCAUAGAUUUAAAUGAUUUACUGGUCAAUUUUAUAAUUUCGCUGCCUAAUAAAUGUAAAGAAAGUAGAGGGAAAAGCAAUAAGGUUCAAUUAUAACAGCGUACUAACAAUUAAAAAAAAUUAAACAGGCAUUGCAAGAUACAUGUACUUCUGUUUUUUUCCCAGACAAUACGAUAGUUAGAAUGCAAAGAAAUUAAUGCAGUCUUUUUAUUCUAGUUUGAAUUAUUUGAAUUUAAAAUAUAAUAACAUCUGGUAUGUAAUAUUUGACAUAUUCAAAAUAAAUUUCCUAAAAUUUCAUUCUACUGACUUCAUGUUUUUCUGAACUACCCAAAUUUUAAUGCAUUUGUUUUUACAAAGCUUUCCACCUGACGGAUUAGUAUCUUCUCAAAUCCAUUAAUGCUUUUUAUUUCUGGUGCGGAUUUAACUCCGACGGGCAUUGUAUUUUCAUAUCUUUAUUUUGGGAGUAUGGUCAUCAGAGAUAUUUUGUUCUCUGAUAAUAUUUUGACUUUUUGUACUCGGUUUAAAAUAAAAUGGUAUUUUAAUAAUACUUAAAUUUGUUUUGUAAACUAAUGUAAAUUUUAAAAUGAUCUCAAACGUAUUGUGAAGCUGAAGCACUGUAAAUAGGAAAGGUUUAAAAAAUGCUACGCCCUUUAAUUAAAAAUUUUCAUACAUAAUAUUAUAAUUCUGCAAUAUGAGAAUGAAGCCUUGUAACGUAAUUCGUGUUCCUGUACGAAAACUGUGAAUCGUAAAAUCCUUUGAAAUUUAAAAACAGCUAAAUUAAUCGCUGGUUAGAUGUGAUUUAAACCCAUUUAGAUAUGCUGAAUAAUGGUAGCUGAUCGCUUAUUUUAAAAGCGUAUGAAGAAAAGGAUAAAUCAAUAUAGAUAACGGUGCAAUAAUAAUAAAAUGGCCUAUAUAUAGACCCUAUAUGAACGUAUAAUACAAUUUGAGCGAUAUUGUUUGAAACUAUAAUAGGAACGAAAGAAGUAAGGGGUUAAGAAGGCUAAUUUUAUAUAUUGGCAUCGCACAGAUUUACAUUUCAGCAUUUUUAUAAAUGAGACAGUGUAAGGAAAUUGCAUCAUUUAGUUUCGGAUAAGUCUAAAUGAAGGAAACUUGUUCAUUCACCUGGCACAGUACUCGGACAAAUUUUAAAAACUUCCACUGAUAUAGUACCGAUGAAAACAAAAAGUCUUGAUUGUUUCGUUUUUCAAGCAGACUUAAUAUCUAGUUCGCUUGCUGCUUUAUUCUUAAUUGUUCAUUCAGUUAUUUUCAUAUAGCUUUUCUCUUUUUGAAUAGCAUGUUUAAUUUCUUUCAAACGCGUUGGGAAAAAUUUCAUAAAAUUUUUUUGAUGACCCUCAAAGUUCUUUUAGUCGUCUUUGAAAUUACUGCAAACUUCUCUCUAGUUAAAAAAGUAGAUUUGUAUUCUACAGCUUUCCAUGAUUUUUUUCCAAAGCUUUUUGCUUUCAAUGCUACUUACUUCUUAAUCCAUCAUAUUACAGAAAAACUCGUUGUUAUUUUAUUGACUGAGGAGUAUUCAUUCCAGCAUGGGUUCAAAUGUCUUAAAUACUUUCAUCAUCAUCAUCACUUAUACCACAGUUUUUCGUUUUUAAGAUGGCAGUUUCUUUCUUCUUAUUCCUUUUUUAUAAGUCAUGACAAGGAUUUACGAGAAGCAGAAGGUCUUUCAAAUUAUUUUUUCGUUUUUGUGGUGGCCUUCGAGAUGUAGGGCAUUUAGAAACGAUUCCUUUUCUAGCCUCGAUUGUUUCGGUUUGAGCAGGUCGAGAGCAUGAGCUUGGCCAUCCUUUUUGCACGAGUGUUUGUGCUUAAUAUGCUCGAGGCUUUUAUUUUAAAGACGCAGCGUACACUUGCACCAUUUGUCAAUCACGUUUCCCUUUCUCCAUCAUCUGCGCUAGACUCAGAUCUAUACUAUCUAACGAAGAUCUUCCAAACAAAACAUUUUCUGUGCUGUAAGUCUGUGGAAAGAGAAAUUCCUAAAAGAAUUGUCGGUUGCUCAUAAAGUGAAUUAAUUUUAGCAAUUUAAAAAAUGUGAGGGGAAGGUUAUAUUAAUAUCAAAAAGCUGCACUCUGUAUGCAAUUAUAUUGGGAAAUAAAACAUUAUUUAUAUUUGAUUUAAUGCUACAAUGCUCGGACCAACAUACUUAUUUGAUCCGGCGUUAGUUCGAAUGGUAAAACAGCAGAAUUUUGGUUUUUGGUCCCAGGCUAUUUUCGGUAGCCGAAUGCAGUGGCUGCACGCGGAUUCCCUUGCUUCUCCAAUGUAUUCGGCCGACUAUUCGAUGUAAAUAGGAAUCUUGUUGUUUUGUCGCAACUAAAACGGGAAUAAAGCCUACUUUCUGGUGGAUUUAUUCCAGAAGUAAUUAUUUCGGUGACUAUUAAUAACAACAUAAUUAUAUCAGAGAAGUGUUUAUAUGUGCACUCGUAAUGUCGUACGAUUAAUUACGGUAUUUUAUACCCCGUUGGGCUAAAUAUGCAUGUUAUUAUAGGCAAAUUGAUUCAUUGUCAUAAUCGUGAUGAGUCACCGGAUGAUUAAUAUAAGUAACAGAAAAUUCCUCCUCUAUUUUAUACAUAUGUUAUCCUGAAAUUUGUGCAAGAGUACUUGUCCUCUUUUAUUUUCAGUGCUUUAGUGCUGUAAGUGGUAUUUUUGAUAAUUUGAAAAAAUAUUGUUACAAAAUUUUGUGCACCAACAAAUUCUUAAGAUAAUAUUGAUUUUACACAUUUGAUGUUAUUUAUGAAUUCGUUAAUUAAUUUAUUAAUCUUAAAAAGUUAGUGUAAAAGCAGGUGUUUGAUCACUGCAUUAAUUAAGUUUUACUUAAAUCCGGCAACAGGAUCUGUCAUUGUUUACCUUACAAAAAACAUCAAUGGCAUUUUUCUCUUACUUUAUAUUAUUUUUCUUAUUUCAAAAUGAGAAUUGCUGUUGUUUCUUUCCAUUUAAGAACUUACCUUUUAAUGACUUAACUAUUAUAAUGUAUAUCAAAUGCAUAUUAACAUAACAUCAAAACUUGAUGGUUUGAAAACGAUGUUUUAGAUCAAGAAAUUCAAUUUAAUAAUACAAUUUUAAAAAUAGACUUUAAAUGGCUGUAGCAUUACUUUUAAUGUUUUUCAAGGUUAUACCUAAAACGAGAUUAUCUAAAAAUUACGCUGAUUUGUCGUAAAUCUCUUAACUUAGUUCAUAAAAUAAUAGGUAAAAAAUUCUCAUAUGCGCAUCUGCAAUAUAAGAACUUAACAUAAGAUCCACAGUUGUCAGUUUUGACAAAAAUCUUUUAUGUCAUUUCAAUCCCAAGAAAUUUAUUAUUCCUUGUAAAGCUAAUUUUACAGCUGACAUAAGUGUCCUGCAAAUUAUCCUGCUUAAAUUUCCUUCUGAGAUGCCUCAGUGAGUCACUUGAGAAAGCGGUCAGUUAGUUAAAAUUUUAAAAUUUAAAUUAAUUUUAUAACGUUAGAUGAGAUGCCAUUUACAACUUCAUUGUGCUAAACUGUUUUUAAAUAUUAAAAUUUUGUCAAUAAAAUUAUUUUUAUAUUUAGCUCUGAAAAGGUAACAAAUAUUUUAAAAUAAUUUAAUAUUUUGAAUAUAUAAUUUAGUAACUCUAUAUUAAAAUAAUUGCCAAGUACAUUAGACUUUUAUACCUUACAAGCAAGCAAAUUAUAUUUUAAUAGAAAUUAUUUUCAUACAAAUUACCUUAUCAAAAACUAAAGCCGAGAAAAAUGCUAAUAUAGUAGCAGAAUCAUCUAUAUAAUAACACAGAAUCAAACCCGCGAUUCAGUGGUAUUCGCUGAUCUGCUUACGAUAUUAGGAUAUUGUAACUUUAACUAGUUUGUUAGGAAAACAUUUUAUGACACAUUCUAAAAUGUGUUUAAUAAAUUUUUAUGCUAGAUAGUAUUCAUGAAUUUAAUGUUAUUUUAUUCUGCCUGUGAAGAUAGAAGGAUGGUUUGAUGAAUAAUUUUAGAGAACUUUGCAUUUAUACUAAUAGUUUCAGUACAACAGCAAUUUCAUAUAAUAUGAACAUUUUAGAAAGCGUUAUUUCACAGGAAAAAUAUGUUUCUAAACUAUGAUGUUUAAUACCUAAUGCAUCAUUAUUCUUGGUUAAGUUAUUCACUAGACUGAUCUUACUUAGAAUAGAGUUAAGAAAAAAGACUGGAAAUUUACAGCCAGAUAAAAUACUUUGAAUAGUGUUCAAACACCAUCUCAUUUUACGCAGGUUUUAUAACAAAUCGCGCAUUAAAUAACUCAGGUAAAUAAAAAAAGUAUUUUCAGUGAAGAUUUUUGUGAUGGUGAACAGCUGUGCAAUUUCAUAGGGUAUUAUGAACUGUUUCCUCGUGUAAUGCGUAUUAGAAAAAGUUACUAUUUGUUCUAAUAGUGUGUUAUUUCAUGUUAUAUUUUCUGAUGACAUCAAAGCUUAUUGUAUUUAUCAAAUCUGAACGCAGCCCUUCAUUGCUGAUGAUAACAUGUCCUUUAUUAUUUGAUGUCGGUAACUGUAACAGUCUUUAAGAAGAUAACAAUUGAAUUAAGUAUUACAGCUGAUGUUGAAUUUUUUUUUUUUAUCUUGUAUGUUGUUCAUAGAAUUAUGCUUAGUUCGAAUGUCUUAAAUAUCUGUUUAAGCUUAGUUCUGAAAUUUGCUUGGCUUUCAAAAAUUUUUUUUUAACUCUCAAAAAAUCUGACUAUUAGUUUAUUGGCUUCAUAUUAGUAAUCAAAGUAUACAUUCAUUUAAGUCCAUACAGUAUCACAUGUUAAUUAUGUUUGUUAAUAUUGCAUAAAAUGAUAAUUUUAAAAUGGUUUUAUGCGUAUACUGGUAAGAAAACAUUCGUGUUUAUCGCUACAGAAUACAUUUAUAUUAAAUUAUUUUUGGCAAUAUGUUUAAAAAUUUUACAAAUGCUAACAUUCUUUAACGUUUCUUUACAUACUUUCGUACUAUUUAUUUACUAAAAUUUAAGGUUUCAAUUAAAAUUUGUCUAAGCAGCUGCCUGAGACUCUUCUUACACAUACUUAAUUACUGUGUUCGUGAAAUUAACAAAUUAAUUUAUUGAUCAAAGUGAUAAAUCACGUAAUAUCGUUAGGUUUAUAAUUUCUCGUAAUGUUAAAAAUGUAUUAUGAUUUUAGAUUUUAAGAAACGUGAUAAAGUUAAUGUACGUACGCAGUUACUACGUGUCAUUUACUAGUUCAAAGAAAAAUUUGCAAAAAUAUAUCUAAAAAUAUUAUUUAAAAAAAAGAAUUUCAUAAAAAAUAAACUAUUGUUUAAAAACUCAAAGGAAGAUUAUUUUUCUUUUGAGAAUAUUUAAGAGCAAAAGUUUAAGAAUAAGAAAAGUACUUUUUACUCAAAUGUGUGAGUCCGAAACUUUAGUCGCACCCUUUCCUGUUACAGCAAGAAAACAUGUAAUAUAUUCGCAAGGCCAGCAUUCAGUGGAGUCUCCCCAUAUCCAUUGUUAAAAACAAUAGAUACAUUAAUUUGAAAUGACAGAUAGCUCGCACCGUAAAGUUCUGUAAUUUGAAAAUGAUUUAUGUUGGUGUCACAUCGUGAUGCUGGCAUCCGUUUCGAUUAAUAGACUUAUAGUUUAAAAGGGUAGAACUAUAUCCAUUCAAUGCCCUUCUAUACAUAAAAUAUCUCUGCUGCUUUCAUUUAGGAUUAGAUAUAGUGCAUUGAUUCCUUGUUACCUUUUCUCAAAAUGUAUGAUUAUAAACUUAUCGAGUUUUAUCAGUGUAAAAAUUAAAAUUAUUUCAUUUCAAUAAAUCGGUUAUUUAUUUUAUAAAAUCCACUUAAGGUCAAAUAUCGAAAAAAAUCAUCUAUAUAUUUUUUUGUUGUUAAGGUUAAAACAUUUGAGGAAAAUUAUUUGUAACUUUUAGGGAAUUUUACCAGCAUCAGCAUAUUCUGAAUGUAAGAAUUUCGAAUCUCCUGCAGAGUUUCUUACCUAAUUAACAACAUACGUAUAAUUACAUAAAAUCGAAAAUGGUAUUUAAUUUUUCAAGAUAUUUUUAGUUCUAGUCUUAAUUUAUCAAUCUUUAAUUUAUUUCUAAAAAGUUAAAGAUAUUGUUAAUUUUAAAAAUAUUUCGUAUUGCUAGUUUACAGUUGAUAGGUUAAACAAAAUUUUUAAAAAUUCUAAUAUUUUCUAGUACAGCAGUAUUAAAGUAAAGGCAUUAUUAAUUAUUAAGACCUGUAAACAAUCAAAUGAAAAAUCUGAAUUAGCUUUUCAUUGGUAAACUUAUCAAAAUAAUAACAAAAGUAAAAGUAAAUCUUCUUAGCUGCUUUGCAACUAGCAAACAAACUUAACCGCACGUUUCAACUCUGAUGAAGGUAACCAAGUAUUAUGAAUGAUUUAAAACCUUCAUGAAAGAUCCCCUGAAUCUGAACGCUAUUUAAUAUAGCACGUAAAAACUAUUUGCUACAGAAUUAAAAUUAGAAAUAAAUCCAGCAAUAGAUUCAAUGAAAUAUUCAGGCAUUUUUUUAAGAUCUUAAAAGCUUUACUUGAAAAUAAUUACACUCUGUUUACUAUGAUUUGAUGUAAACAUAAAACUAUGAAAUAUUUCGAAAACGUUUGUGAUAACAUCAAACUAGUAUAACUUUCUCAUAUAUCAUAUACUAAUUAGCUGCUCUUUUAGAUAAGAAUCUUGUGAUAAAACUCUUUCUUCUAUAUUAUGUAUCAAACCCACAUUUUUUCAAGUAUGAAGUACUGUUAAAAUUAUCAUGUAAUACAAGCAGUAUCGCAUCAAUGUGGAUCAGAUGAUGUUUUAAUAAUACAGUAUAUUCCACGCUGUGCAUCUUUGAUCUAAUUUUGUUGAUAUACACUCAUUUGCAUUUUUUAAAAUGUUCUAUUAAUGAAAAUUGGAUAAGCGAAACUUCUUAGUUUUAUUUGUAAUAAAAAUGCGUCAUGUAUUUAUACAGAAGCCAUUCGUAAUUUUCUUACCAUAUUUUCUGACAUUCCUUUUCUGUGUGCUGUUUGUAUGAGGUAAAUAAUUCUUGCUUUUGAUAUUGUUCCAAGAAAGCAAGGAUGUUGAUGUUUAAGUAUCAGAUUAUUAUGAGAGUAAUUUAUACAUUUAUGAUAUAUUAUAUUUUGUAAUGGAUGAAUUGUGCAUUACGAAUUAAAAAAAUUUAUGAAAAAUA
Molecule: messenger RNA, 11449 nt
Organism: Stegodyphus dumicola
Lineage: Eukaryota; Metazoa; Arthropoda; Arachnida; Araneae; Eresidae
Biological process (GO): regulation of transcription by RNA polymerase II
Molecular function (GO): DNA-binding transcription factor activity, RNA polymerase II-specific; RNA polymerase II cis-regulatory region sequence-specific DNA binding
Source: RefSeq, a predicted model, not a curated record